Rhinopithecus roxellana (golden snub-nosed monkey) is the source of this 2164-nucleotide messenger RNA. RefSeq names its product MIF4G domain containing (gene MIF4GD). Gene Ontology annotation, cellular component: cytosol. Bases 867 to 1655 code for a protein of 262 amino acids. Lineage: Eukaryota; Metazoa; Chordata; Mammalia; Primates; Cercopithecidae. The transcript has 7 exons. The record is from RefSeq and is a predicted model, not a curated record. Gene Ontology annotation, molecular function: RNA binding; translation activator activity; protein binding. Gene Ontology annotation, biological process: regulation of translational initiation.
CGUUUUUGGUGACCACUUUGGCGGUUCUUUUAAAAGGAGGCGAAAACGCGGGCAGCGCCGGCAAGGUUCCUCCCGGUCCCGCGGCAGGAACGGCGGCAGUUCUUCCCCGCCUUCUAGGUGCCCUCCUGUCACUCAGGGCAGACGCCGGGCGGUGGACCGGUCCGCGCCACUUCAAGGGCACUCGCAACAACCGAUGGCCGCGAGUUGCCCACGGGGCCCCUUUCUCAGGGCUGCCCCUCUGACCUGAAACUCGCUUCGACCAUGUCCUCCUUGGAGCGGGAGAGGGUUGUGGCUGGUCCCGGUCCUGCAGACCCUGCCUUCUCUACCUGGGUGGGGGGAAAGGGGAAAGUGGUGCGACCAGAGCAGAUGCUGUUCCUCCUCCCACCGGGGCCCACCACGCCCUCUGCAGGCUCCUCCCACGCCGCGCAGCCCAGCGGCGUCUCCCGGCCCCGUGCAGCUGAGCUCCGGGGAGGGUCGAGUGCGGGGCCACGCGCAAGAUCGAGGAUCCGGCAGGUCCGGCGUGGGCCCGGACAGGGCCGAGGCGCACCGGGUGAAGAGGUGACGAGCCGAGCGAGUUCCGCCUGCGGCUGAGUGGCAGCGUAGCAGGAUCCCACGCGGGCGAGGUGGCUUCCGGGGCGGCCUGGAGGCCAGGGCAGUGCCCCGGGACCUCGGCAGGUGGCGCCGGCGAGCCGGCCCUUCCCCGGCGCCACGCGAGGAGAUGAGCUCACGGCAGCCCCCGCAGCGCCGGACGCUGGUUGCGCGCUCCCAGCGGCCAAGCGGCCCCGGGCACGCGCGCGCGCGCCGCCGGCCCGGCAGGUGCUGUCCUUAGUCCUAGCCCAGUCAAGAGCUACCGGGGCUGGCUAGUCAUGGGGGAGCCCAGUAGAGAGGAGUAUAAAAUCCAGUCCUUUGAUGCAGAGACCCAGCAGCUGCUGAAGACAGCACUCAAAGCCCCGUCUCUUGAAUGCACAGCUGCCUGCUUUGAAACAGAUGGAGAAUAUUCCGUUUGCCAGAGGAGCUAUAGUAAUUGCCCUCGCCUGAUGCCUUCCCGCUGUAACACGCAGGACAGAAAUCCGGGUGCUGUGGACUUGGAGAAAGUGGCCAAUGUCAUUGUGGACCAUUCUCUGCAGGACUGUGUGUUCAGCAAGGAAGCGGGACGCAUGUGCUACGCCAUCAUUCAGGCAGAGAGUAAACAAGCAGGCCAGAGUGUCUUCCGGCGUGGACUCCUCAACCGGCUGCAGCAGGAGUACCAGGCUCGGGAGCAGCUGCGAGCACGCUCCCUGCAGGGCUGGGUCUGCUAUGUCACCUUUAUCUGCAACAUCUUUGACUACUUGAGGGUGAACAACAUGCCCAUGAUGGCCCUGGUGAACCCUGUCUAUGACUGCCUCUUCCGGCUGGCCCAGCCAGACAGUUUGAGCAAGGAGGAGGAGGUGGACUGUUUGGUGCUGCAGCUGCACCGGGUCGGGGAGCAGCUGGAGAAAAUGAAUGGGCAGCGUAUGGAUGAGCUCUUUGUGCUGAUCCGGGAUGGCUUCCUGCUCCCAACUGGCCUCAGCUCCCUGGCUCAGCUGCUGCUGCUGGAGAUCGUUGAGUUCCGGGCGGCCGGCUGGAAGACGACGCCAGCUGCUCACAAGUAUUACUACAGCGAAGUCUCUGACUAGGCCUCCAGAUCAGGGCUUCCUCGCCAGCGCUGGCCUUUCUUCUACACACCUCUGAAACUGGCAGUGGAGUCUCUGCCUCACCCAAAGACAUUUCCCUUCUAGACUUUGAGCGUCUUCCCUUCUAGACUUUCCCGUCUCCUGGUGAGAUGUUUCCCACUUAUGCCAUGGUCCUGCCCUGAGCCCCUUUCCCCACCACCUUCCCACCAGGGCCAGGCAGAGAAGAGCAACUCCUAAGAGCCACUGCAGUGUGUAACCAUUAGUGCAGCUACUACCUUGGUGCCUCAGUUUACCCAUCUGUAAAAUGGGUAAGCAUAGCCAUUGGGAUGCUUUGGGAUGUCAAGGGGUGGAGACAGAGCACAAGUCACACCAGAAACUGCUUUUUAUACAUUUUGUGCAAGGACAACUCUGGAAGCAAGCCUAUUUCCUCCAGCCAGUUUCAAUGAAUGCUGCACCACAUGCUACACCAGUUCAGCGUGAGAAUUUCUAAUAAAUCUUUUCUAAUACUAAAA